ACUUGAACCAAUGAAACAAUCUGACAGCACUUAUGAAGAUAGAUGAUGCCCCUUCCUUUGUAAUUGGAACUUCUGCGUAGAUGCUGUAAAGCUGUAUUUGACUUUCUUUCAUUGCCCACUGACUUUGAGUUGCAGGAAAGUCUCUAAAGAUUGAGAUCAAAUGACGUCAAUGGCCAGCUUGUUUUCUUUUACUAGUCCAGCAGUAAAGCGAUUGUUGGGCUGGAAACAAGGCGAUGAGGAGGAAAAAUGGGCAGAAAAGGCAGUGGAUGCUUUAGUGAAAAAGCUAAAAAAGAAAAAGGGUGCCAUGGAGGAACUGGAAAAAGCCUUGAGCAGUCCAGGACAACCAAGCAAAUGUGUCACUAUUCCUAGGUCUUUAGAUGGACGUCUGCAGGUUUCUCACAGAAAAGGCCUACCCCAUGUUAUAUACUGUCGGGUUUGGCGCUGGCCUGAUUUACAGAGUCAUCAUGAGCUAAAACCAUUGGAUAUUUGUGAAUUUCCUUUUGGAUCUAAGCAAAAAGAAGUUUGUAUUAACCCAUACCACUAUAAGAGAGUGGAGAGUCCAGUCUUACCUCCAGUAUUAGUGCCGCGUCAUAAUGAAUUCAAUCCACAACAUAGCCUUCUGGUUCAGUUUAGGAAUCUGAGCCACAAUGAACCGCACAUGCCACAAAAUGCCACGUUUCCAGAUUCUUUCCAUCAGCCCAACAACACUCCAUUUCCAUUAUCACCAAACAGCCCUUACCCUCCUUCCCCUGCGAGCAGCACAUAUCCCAACUCCCCUGCAAGUUCUGGACCAGGAAGUCCAUUUCAGCUCCCAGCUGAUACUCCUCCUCCUGCCUAUAUGCCACCUGAUGAUCAAAUGGGUCAAGAGAAUUCCCAGCCUAUGGAUGUAAGCAAUACUAUGAUUCCUCAGACUAUGCCCAGUAUAUCCAGCAGAGAUGUUCAGCCUGUUGCCUAUGAAGAACCCAAACACUGGUGUUCAAUUGUCUACUAUGAGUUGAACAAUCGUGUUGGAGAAGCUUUUCAUGCAUCUUCUACUAGUGUGUUAGUGGAUGGCUUCACAGAUCCUUCAAAUAACAAAAGUCGAUUUUGCUUGGGAUUAUUAUCAAAUGUGAAUCGUAACUCUACAAUUGAAAACACUAGGCGACAUAUUGGAAAAGGUGUUCAUCUGUACUAUGUUGGCGGGGAGGUAUAUGCGGAAUGCCUCAGUGACAGCAGCAUAUUUGUACAGAGUAGGAACUGCAACUUUCAUCAUGGCUUUCAUCCCACUACUGUCUGUAAGAUUCCCAGCAGCUGCAGCCUCAAAAUUUUUAACAAUCAGGAAUUUGCGCAGCUUCUGGCUCAGUCUGUCAACCAUGGGUUUGAGGCAGUAUACGAGCUCACCAAAAUGUGCACCAUUCGAAUGAGUUUUGUCAAGGGUUGGGGAGCAGAAUAUCACCGACAAGAUGUUACCAGCACUCCAUGUUGGAUUGAGAUUCAUCUUCAUGGGCCUCUCCAGUGGCUGGAUAAAGUCCUCACUCAGAUGGGCUCCCCUCUGAACCCCAUAUCUUCUGUUUCAUAGUGCAGAAGUAUUCUUUUCAAUUGUAUUAUUAGUGGACUUGACUAAUUCUAGGAAAACUUUGAGUACAGAUACUGUGAGCUUACAUGGAAAACAGAUAUUACAGCAUGUUUUCUCUUACAUAAUUGUGACCAAUACAUUUGUAUUUUGUGACAAAUCUACAUUUGUUUGUAUUCAUAUUCAUGUGACUAAUGCUCAAAAGUGUUGUGAAAGAUGCAGAAUAAGUAGUAUGCCCCAGUUCAGAAGUUUGGCAUUGAUCGUAAACUGGAAUUUUGUCCCAUCAUUUUUUUUUUUAAUAUUAAAAAUAAUUUUUUUAAAGAUCAUUGUACAUCACAUGAUGGAGCAUUAUAAUAGUAUAAAAAAAGGUAUACAGUGGAAAAUAAGUCUUCCCUCCUACUCUUGAUCCUCCAGAAGCUAUAGUUUUACUAGUUUCUUUGUCCCACCA
This is a messenger RNA of Chrysochloris asiatica (Cape golden mole), 2000 nucleotides long. It is a transcript of the gene SMAD5, whose product is annotated as SMAD family member 5. Gene Ontology annotation, molecular function: I-SMAD binding; RNA polymerase II cis-regulatory region sequence-specific DNA binding; DNA-binding transcription factor activity, RNA polymerase II-specific. NCBI's taxonomy places the organism in Eukaryota, Metazoa, Chordata, Mammalia, Afrosoricida, Chrysochloridae. Bases 161 to 1558 code for a protein of 465 amino acids. Gene Ontology annotation, biological process: regulation of transcription by RNA polymerase II; cell differentiation; BMP signaling pathway. The transcript has 6 exons. Gene Ontology annotation, cellular component: heteromeric SMAD protein complex. The record is from RefSeq and is a predicted model, not a curated record.